UCAUCCAACCUUUCUCCUUCAAAUUCCAGCUCUUUUUUUUUUCCCAACUCUUCUCACCUAUAAUCUAAAAACCAUAAUAUGAAUCCCUUGAAAGUCAAGGGAGAACAAAACCCAUCAUCACAGUCUCUUCUCGUUUAGAGAAACAGGAAAAAGCAAAAGAGACAGUGGAGAGACACAAGCGAGAUUAAAGAAAAAGCUUCCUUUAUUAUUUUUUUUGUUCUAAUUUAGUUUAGUUUUUUUUCCUCCCAUUGGAGACCUUCACCUCCCACAAUGGCGCAUUUGUUCAGAGACAAAAUUCUUGGAGAAUCAAAGAGAGAGAUGGGAAGCAACAACAAGCUUCCCGCCCCCGAUCUGCCCUCCCCCUUUGGCGAAUUGGGCUGCAGUUUGACUGAUUCCGAGCUCCGAGAGACUGCUUUCGAGAUCUUCGUCGGCGCUUGUCGAUCUUCCGGUGGCAAGCCAUUGACUUUUAUCCCUCAGUCGGAGAGGAGUGAGAGGUCUCCGUCUUCCGUUUCCUCUCUUUCUCAUUCUCCUUCUAGUCUAUCGUCGUCUUCGACCUCGCCUUCUCUGCAGAGAUCAUUGACUUCGACUGCUGCUAGUAAGGUUAAGAAGGCUCUAGGGUUGAGAUCUUCGAAGAAGAGUCCGGGGAAGGAGAGUCCAUCUAAGUCGAAGAAACCCGUCACUGUUGGGGAGCUUAUGAGGGUCCAGAUGAGGGUUUCGGAGCAGAUGGACACCAGAAUUAGGAGGGCUUUGUUGAGAAUUGCUGCUGGGCAACUUGGAAGGCGCAUUGAGUCGAUGGUUCUGCCACUGGAGCUAUUACAGCAGUUCAAGUCUUCAGAUUUUCCAGAUCCACAAGAGUAUGAAGCUUGGCAGACCAGAAACUUGAAAGUUCUUGAGGCUGGACUACUGUUGCAUCCUCAUCUGCCACUAGACAAGUCAGAUGCAUCGGCACAACGACUUCGGCAGAUGAUUCAUGGGGCUUUACAGAGACCCAUGGAAACUGGGAAGAACAAUGAGUCAAUGCAAAUCCUCCGGACUGCUGUAAUGUCUCUUGCUUGCAGAUCAUUUGAUGGUUCUGUUUCUGAAACAUGCCACUGGGCAGACGGUUCUCCAUUGAAUUUCCGACUCUACCAGAUGCUUCUAGAGGCUUGUUUUGACACAAAUGAAGAGACAGCUGUUAUUGAAGAGAUUGAUGAGGUUAUAGAACUUAUAAAGAAGACUUGGGUGAUCCUGGGGAUGAACCAGAUGCUCCAUAAUCUUUGCUUUUCAUGGGUCUUAUUUCACCGCUAUGUUUCAACUGGUCAAAUAGAAAAUGACCUUCUGUUCGCUGCUGAUAAUCAGUUGGCAGAAGUUGCAAAAGAUGCAAAGGCAACAAAGGAUCCUGUGUACUCCAAGAUCUUGAGUUCAAUUUUGAGUUCGAUAUUGGGUUGGGCUGAAAAAAGACUUCUUGCUUACCAUGACACAUUUAAUCAUUCAAAUAUUGAUUCCAUGCAGAGCAUUGUUUCUCUGGGUGUAUCAGCAGCCAAGAUAUUAGUUGAAGAUAUCUCACAUGAGUAUCGAAGGAAAAGGAAAGAAGAAGUUGAUGUGGCUCGCAACAGAAUUGAUACUUACAUAAGAUCAUCACUGCGCACUGCUUUUGCCCAGAGAAUGGAGAAGGCAGACUCAUGUAGGCGGUCAUCAAAAAACAUGCCAAAUGCACUUCCUCUCCUGUCUAUCCUUGCAAAAGAUAUUGGUGAGCUGGCAUCUAAUGAGAAGGCAGUAUUCAGUCCGAUCCUGAAGAGAUGGCAUCCUCUUGCAGCAGGCGUUGCAGUUGCCACCCUACAUGCUUGCUAUGGAAAUGAGCUGAAGCAAUUCAUUUCAGGUAUUUCAGAGCUGACACCUGAUGCUGUUCAAGUGUUGAGAGCAGCAGACAAAUUGGAGAAAGAUCUUGUGCAGAUUGCUGUUGAAGAUUCCGUGGACAGUGACGAUGGUGGCAAGGCAAUAAUCCGUGAGAUGCCUCCUUAUGAGGCUGAAACUGCAAUUGCCAAUCUGGUGAAGGUAUGGAUAAGGACAAGAGUAGACAGCCUGAAGGAAUGGGUUGACAGGAAUUUACAGCAAGAGGUCUGGAACCCAAGGGCAAAUAAAGAGAGAUUUGCUCCAUCUUCCAUUGAAAUCCUACGGAUUAUAGAUGAGAUUUUAGAUGCAUUCUUUCAGCUACCAAUACCAAUGCAUCCUGCAUUGCUUCCUGAUUUAAUGGCUGGCCUUGAUAGAUGUCUUCAGCAUUAUGUAUCCAAAACAAAAUCUGGCUGUGGGACGCGAAACACUUUCAUUCCCACCAUGCCGGCAUUAACCAGAUGUACUACAGGAUCAAAGUUCCAAGGUGUGUGGAAGAAGAAAGAGAAGUCCCAAGGAACUCAGAAGCGGAAGUCUCAGGUUGGCACAAUGAACGGAGACAGCUUUGGAGUACCACAGUUAUGUGUCCGUAUGAAUACUCUGCAGCACAUCAGGACAGAAUUGGAGGUCUUGGAGAAAAGGAUAGUUACUUAUCUGAGAAAUUGUGAAUCUGCACAUGCAGAUGACUUCUCAAAUGGGUUAGGGAAAAAGUUUGAGCUCUCAGAAGCCGCUUGUCAGGAAGGGAUUCACCAACUAUGUGAAGGAACAGCUUGUAAGAUUGUCUUCCAUGAUCUAAGUCAUGUUCUGUGGGAUGGUCUAUAUGUUGGGGAACCAGCAUCCUCAAGGAUUGGAACUCUGCUUCAGGAACUUGAACAGAACUUAGAGAUCAUAGCAGAAACAGUUCAUAACAGGGUCCGCACCCGUGUGAUUACUGAAAUAAUGAAAGCUUCAUUUGAGGGUUUCUUGUUGGUGCUUCUUGCAGGAGGCCCUUCUCGUGCAUUUGCCUUGAGAGAUUUUCAAAUAAUUGAUGAUGAUUUCAAAGCUCUUAAAGAUUUGUUCUGGUCCAAUGGGGAUGGGCUACCAGAUGAUUUGAUAGCUAAAUUUUCAAAAACAGCAGUAGGUAUCCUUCCACUUUUCCGUACUGAAACAGAGAGACUCAUUGAGCGCUUCAAACGUGUGACACUGGAAACAUAUGGCUCUUCUGCCAAAUCCAGGCUCCCGCUACCCCCAACUUCAGGUCAAUGGAGUCCAACUGAGCCAAAUACUCUCUUGCGUGUCUUGUGCUAUCGAAAUGAUGAAGCAGCAACAAAGUUCCUUAAGAAGACCUAUAGCUUACCCAAAAAACUUUGAGGACUUUGAGGUGUGGUGCAGCUGUGCUAUGCAGUUCUGUGUGAAUUGCUUUGGCAGAACGUCUCUAUGGUUUUGUCUGUAUUUACUAUGUUACUCAGACAAGAGGAGAAGUUCAUUAUACUUUACUUUGUCUGGGAGCUGGGAGGGGUUGCUCUAUUCAGGAAGCACAUACUACUCUUGUAUAGUAUAUUUAUUGUGGACUUGUAUUGUUUGGAGCCCCUACUUUUUAUCCACUCUAGCCUACAGUCUGCUUGUGAUUGAGUUAAUGGGAUUAGUGGAUUCGUCAGAUGACAUAAGAGGUUCCAAGAUGAAGGCUUGGUAGUUUUUGAGGUUGGGGGCUCGAGGAGGGUAGAUAUUCAUUAUCAUUCUUUUGGAUCAUCUAAAGCUAGAAUCUACAAGGUUUACUGCUGUCUUAGCCUGAAACUUAGAAGCAUAGAAGCAUUAAUUUAACUUGGUGAGUUUUCUUAUUGUAUUUGUUUUUGUUCCACUUCCCCGUUGUCUUGAACGCAGAAGGCUACUGUCCCUCAAAAGGAAAAUGAUAAGCUAGAUUGCCAGGAAAAACUAAAGAGAGCCGGAAAGGUUUGUUAUUAUUAUUAUUCUGUUGAUUUAAAUAGUAGUAUUGUGUUUGGAUGUCAGUUGUUGGAUACUCACCUGAAGGUUGGACUUUGUUGUUGUGUAAUAUAGAGGAGAGGUGUUUCAUUAAUUAAGUUUUAAUCCGCAAUAUA
Messenger RNA from Nelumbo nucifera (sacred lotus), 3944 nucleotides. RefSeq names its product elongation factor Ts (DUF810). The record is from RefSeq and is a predicted model, not a curated record. NCBI's taxonomy places the organism in Eukaryota, Viridiplantae, Streptophyta, Magnoliopsida, Proteales, Nelumbonaceae.